Solea solea (common sole) is the source of this 1127-nucleotide messenger RNA. RefSeq names its product hes family bHLH transcription factor 2, tandem duplicate 1 (gene hes2.1). Bases 43 to 678 code for a protein of 211 amino acids. Gene Ontology annotation, cellular component: nucleus. The transcript is spliced from 3 exons. Gene Ontology annotation, biological process: regulation of transcription by RNA polymerase II; regulation of neurogenesis; anterior/posterior pattern specification. The record is from RefSeq and is a predicted model, not a curated record. Gene Ontology annotation, molecular function: DNA-binding transcription factor activity, RNA polymerase II-specific; RNA polymerase II cis-regulatory region sequence-specific DNA binding; protein dimerization activity. Lineage: Eukaryota; Metazoa; Chordata; Actinopteri; Pleuronectiformes; Soleidae.
AAGUGAAAGCAGCUCCCAUCACAAAGCACAAAAAACCACGAAAUGAGUCCCAGCAUCACAACCGAGGCCAGCCUGCCUCUCCCUAACCGGUCCACCGUGGCUCAGAGAAAACAAGCCAACGAACUGAGAAAGACGUUGAAACCCUUACUGGAGAAGAAAAGACGCGCUCGUAUCAAUGACAGUCUCAGUCAUUUGAAGAGUCUGAUUCUGCCUCUUGUUGGCAAAGACAACGCACGCUAUUCCAAGCUAGAGAAAGCUGACAUUCUGGAAAUGACAGUCCGGUUUCUCAGAGACCUUCCUGCCUCUCCAGUCAAAGACUCUACAGACAGUUACAGAGAAGGCUACAAAGCCUGCCUCCAGCGCGUCUCCACUCUGCUUCCCAAAACGAGCCUGGAUCAAGACGCGUGCCAGCGCGUCAGCGACUUCGUUCAGCAGUCUAUGUCUGCCACAGUCACCCCGACCUGUCUGAACUGUUGCGCUCAGAGCUCCAGAACUUUCCCACAGAUCCAACAGAGACUCCUGAGCCUCAAAUCCAGCUUCAGCCCCAGACUGGAGAACCAGUCCAGCAACAGCAGCAACAGCAACAGCAGCAGCAGCAGCAGCGGCGGUGCAGUGGCUCCCAGCAGAGCACAGCCAGGCCCACAGCCUGUCAACGCUGCCAUGUGGAGACCUUGGUAGAUUAGAUGCACAGAUAGAAUUGUUGUGAUGUAUUUUCGUAAACUUGUAUUGUAUUAGCCUAACUAUAUAGUAGUCUUGAUUGUGUCGUAUGAGGUGAUUAAUUGUUGGAGUUGAAGUUUGAUAAUUGAAUUCAACAUUUGGCUCAUUUUGCGUUAAAGGGCACACGAGCACGGAUCUUAAAGAAAAUGUAAAGUCUAUGAACUUUCCGAAUCGCAAUCCUCUUUGGGGUGUCAAAGAUAUGGGUUGUAGGCAACACUUUUGUAAAACCCCAAGGGUUAUUUUAUUUGAGGUUUGCACGCUGGACUUAAAGUAUUUUGGUCUGUGCAACAUAAUAGUCUGUAAACACUGUGUGUUAUAUAGGAAUCAUGAAUGGCAUGUAAGGACAAGCAAACGUGUUUUGUGACUCAAACACUGAUCAUUGAAAAUAAAAUGUAAAUAAUGUACGCUCA